This is a messenger RNA of Sphaerulina musiva SO2202, 3155 nucleotides long. Its product is annotated as P-loop containing nucleoside triphosphate hydrolase protein. Gene Ontology annotation, biological process: cellular response to heat. Bases 175 to 2982 code for a protein of 935 amino acids. The record is from RefSeq and is a predicted model, not a curated record. Gene Ontology annotation, cellular component: cytoplasm; cytosol. The transcript has a single exon. NCBI's taxonomy places the organism in Eukaryota, Fungi, Ascomycota, Dothideomycetes, Mycosphaerellales, Mycosphaerellaceae. Gene Ontology annotation, molecular function: ATP hydrolysis activity; ATP binding.
ACCUUGAAUCAUCCAUUUUGCACACCAGACAGCCAUUCAAUCGCGACAACAGAACGUCACAGUGAGUGCUCGCACAGAGCCAGACCUGAUAUCGUACUGCUUCACUGUUAUAACCACACUUUCCUACUACUUCUACUACUACUACUCAGUACUGUUCACAACCAUACCGCAAACAUGGCGGGCAACAUGUCCUUCACGGACCGUGCGACCCAAGCAUUGGCAGAAGCACAAGACUUAGCCACGCAAUAUCAACAUUCACAGCUUAUGCCGGUGCAUCUGGCAGUCGCACUGAUCGACCCCCAGCCAGACCAGUCAAAGGACCAACAGACCAAUAACUCACAUGCCUCACAUGCUGCAAGCUCAGCGCCGCUCUUCAAGCAGGUCAUUGAGCGAGCACACGGGGACCCUCAACUAGCGGAGCGUGCUUUGAAAAAGUCCCUCGUACGCGUGCCAUCACAGGACCCUCCCCCAGAGAACAUCAGUGUGGCACCAUCAUUCUCGAAAGUCCUCCGAAACGCAAACGAUCUAUCGAAGACGCAAAAAGACUCAUAUAUUGCAGUCGACCAUCUGAUACAAUGCCUCGUACAAGACACCAACAUCCAGAAAUGUCUAGCCGAAGCCAACAUACCAAACUCGAAGCUGAUUGAUCAAGCUAUUCAACAAAUCAGAGGUACGAAAAGAGUCGAUAGUAAGACGGCGGAUACCGAGCAAGAGAAUGAGAACCUCAAGAAAUUCACCAUCGACAUGACGGCAAUGGCACGGGAUGGAAAGAUCGAUCCUGUCAUUGGCCGUGAAGAGGAAAUCAGGCGAGUGGUCAGAAUUUUGUCAAGGCGGACGAAGAACAACCCUGUCCUCAUCGGUGAGCCUGGUGUCGGCAAGACAACUGUGGUUGAGGGUCUGGCACGCCGGAUUGUGGACGCAGAUGUGCCGCAAUCACUUGCGGCUUGCAAGCUACUGUCCCUUGAUGUCGGCGCACUCGUCGCUGGGUCUAAGUACCGAGGCGAGUUUGAAGAGCGCAUGAAGGGUGUCCUGAAAGAAAUUGAAGACAGCAAAGAGAUGAUUGUGCUCUUCGUGGAUGAGAUCCAUUUGUUAAUGGGUGCCGGAAGCUCAGGCGAGGGGGGCAUGGACGCAGCCAACUUGCUGAAGCCCAUGCUUGCCCGUGGUCAAUUGCACUGCAUAGGUGCAACCACGCUUGCUGAAUAUCGCAAAUAUAUCGAAAAAGACCAAGCAUUCGAGCGACGUUUCCAGCAGGUUAUGGUCAAAGAGCCUUCCGUCUCGGAGACUGUGUCCAUCCUUCGUGGCCUCAAGGAGAAGUACGAGGUGCAUCAUGGUGUCACGAUCCAGGACGGCGCCAUCAUUGCUGCCGCCACACUCGCCGCACGCUAUCUCACCCAGCGCAGACUGCCGGACUCGGCUGUCGAUCUGGUCGACGAGGCUGCAGCUGCCGUUCGUGUGGAGCGAGAGUCACAGCCAGAAGUCCUUGACAACAUGGAGCGUAGGUUGCGACAACUCGAAAUCGAGAUUCAUGCUCUCGAUCGCGAAAAGGACGAGGCAUCCCAAUCGCGCUUGGGAGAGGCUCGAGCUGAGAAAGCCAAUAUUGAAGAAGAGCUCAAGCCACUUCGUGAAAUGUACGACCGCGAGAAGACCCGAUCGAAGGAGAUUCAAGAGCAGAAGAUCAAGCUUGACUCGCUUCGGAACAAACUGGAAGAAGCGGAGCGCACACGAGAUCUUGCAAGCGCAUCUGACAUCAAGUUUUAUGCCAUUCCAGAUACCGAGAAGCGCAUUCGCGAGCUCGAAAUCCAGAAAAAGCACGCAGAGGAGCAAGAAGCUGCACGUCGUGGUGCUGCCGGCGACACGAAUGCUCUUGUCGCGGACGCAGUUGGACCUGACCAAAUCAACGAGAUUGUUGCGCGCUGGACCGGAAUUCCAGUCACCAGGCUACGAACUACUGAAAAGGAGAAGCUUCUACACAUGGAAAAAGUUCUUGGAGAGCAGGUCGUUGGUCAGAAGGAGGCCGUCACAUCUGUCGCCAACGCGAUUCGACUUCAACGAUCUGGGCUCGCCAAUCCUGGCCAACCUCCGUCAUUCCUGUUCUGUGGUCCUUCUGGAACUGGUAAGACGCUGCUCACUAAGGCGCUUGCCGAGUUUCUCUUCGACGAUCCCAAGUCGCUAAUCCGCUUCGACAUGUCCGAGUACCAGGAGCGACACUCGCUAUCACGCAUGAUUGGUGCUCCUCCAGGAUACGUCGGCCACGACGCGGGAGGUCAGCUCACCGAAGCUCUCCGUCGCAGACCAUUCAGCAUCCUGCUCUUCGACGAGGUUGAGAAGGCAGCAAAGGAAGUUCUUACCGUCUUGCUCCAACUCAUGGACGAUGGUCGCAUCACUGACGGCCAAGGUCGCAUUAUUGACGCGAAGAACUGCAUUGUCGUCAUGACAUCGAACUUGGGCGCUGAGUACCUGGCACGACCCAACGCAGCUGACGGCAAGAUUGACCCCACCACCAAGGAACUCGUCAUGACUGCACUGCGAAACUACUUCCUGCCAGAGUUUCUCAACCGCAUUUCCAGCAUCGUUAUUUUCAACCGUCUCACUAAGAGAGAGAUUCGCAAGAUUGUCGAUGUGCGGCUGCAAGAAAUUCAAAAGCGCUUGCAAGGCAAUGGUCGCAACGUCCGCAUCGAUCUCUCCGACGAGGUCAAAGACUACCUGGGUGCCGCUGGGUACUCACCUGCGUAUGGCGCUCGGCCACUGGCACGGCUGAUUGAGAAGGAAGUUCUCAAUCGCAUGGCGGUGCUCAUAUUGAGGGGAUCCAUCAGGGAUGGCGAGACUGCUCGAGUGGAGCUCGAAGAUGGUCAUAUCGUGGUGAUUCCCAACCAUGGAGAAAGCGACAUGUCUGAGGAUGAAGAGAUGUGGGAUGACGAGGAAGAUGCCGUGCAAGAAUUGACGAAUGGCGCCGACGGCGACAUUGACUUGUACGAUGAUUAAAUGCAUUAAUGGGAUAGAAAAAGUCACCAUCAUCGAAGAAGAAGAAGCAUAUAGAGAUGAGGCGAAAAGCGUUCAAGCGAAUGAAUUGAUGAUGAGGAAUGAUUCAUGGUAAUAAUGGCAUUACACCUAGGUAGUCCUAGUGAAAUCAGAAACAUUGUAAUACACGACUGAUA